Elaeis guineensis (African oil palm) is the source of this 1483-nucleotide messenger RNA. RefSeq names its product F-box protein At5g49610-like. NCBI's taxonomy places the organism in Eukaryota, Viridiplantae, Streptophyta, Magnoliopsida, Arecales, Arecaceae. The record is from RefSeq and is a predicted model, not a curated record. Gene Ontology annotation, molecular function: protein binding.
CUAAUCCACUAAAUACUCUCACUCCAAGUCCCGGUAGUAGCACGAUUCCCCCCACAAUCUUUUCCCCCAAGUAAACUCCACUAUAUAUACAACGUAGCUUUCUUCCUUUUCCUCCAGACCCAGAAAGAUGGCGUCCAUGCAAGAAGGUCAUGAAGACUCCCAGAGCUCCUCGCCGCUGCCGGAGGAUGCCGUCUUCGAGAUCCUCACCCGAGCCUCACUCGAAUCCCUCCCCGCUUGCCGACGUGUCUGCCGGCAAUGGCGUCGUCUCACCUACGACCCUCUCUUCACCUCCCUCCAUUGCAACCGAACCCAGACGAUAUCAGGUUACUUCCUCCAAACCCUGCGGCGCAACCGCUACUACUCGAGCUUCGUCUCCAUCCAACCAUUACCACCCUCGGUCCGACCUUUAUCGCUCGACUUCCUUCCCAAAGAUGUUAAGAUCGAAGCGGUGGGAUGUCGAGGUAUCGUUCUUUGCACCGCCCAAGAAUACCGCGGCAUCCCCCGGUAUUAUGUCUGCAAGCCAGCAACUCGGCAAUGGCGGUGGAUACCAAACCCAAAGACCAGGUAUCUCACUGAGAGGAUUGCUAUACUCGCCGGCUCCACUGGAGCGUUGGAGUAUAAGAUUGUUCGGUUCUCUCGGCCAAAACAGAAGCUCGACCACUUGCGGUGUGAGAUAUUCGACUCGCAGUCUCAAGCUUGGAGGCGGUCGAGGGACGUCCAGCUGCCUCCAGGCUCGCUCAGGCACGAGGCAGCGGUGUCGGUCCAUGGAGCUCUCCACUGGCUGACGUACGGUCAUGGAGUCUUUGCGUUUGAUGUCCACAAGGAGAGCUGGAAAUUGAUUCUAUUGCCGGAAGAGGUUGGUGGGGAUGAGAUGAGGUGGGACUGCAGGAGAUUAGUGAAGUGUGAAGGGCAACUUUGCUUGGUGCUAGUUGAGAAAGAGUGGGUGGAGAUUUGGGUCAUGGGUGACUACAAGGAGCAAAGAUGGGAGAAGAGAAAGGUGGUGAGCUUAGAAGCCAUCAGGGAGGAGAAGCUAGCUUUGAGCAUCAAGGAUAUAUAUUUGCCUGAUGUUGCAUUUAUGGAUAGUUUCUUCAGGGUGAUAUGGUAUGACUUUUGGCGCGGAGUGCUCGCAAAGGUUGACAUUGACCAUCCGUUUGCUCAGGAGGUUUUCAAGUUCGAGUCUGAUCUGGUCUCGAUGGAGUGACAACAUUUUGAAGCUGGUCGACCAAUUGACUGUCUUGCUUUGAUUAAACAAAAAAAAUCUAUAGCUUUCUGUUUUUACGAUUGGUGCAAAUGAGUACAAUUGGUAGUAACAUUGUUUUUGUUACAUCUUAUAUUAUGGUUAUUUAGAUGCUUUGUGCAUGUGUAUUAAUUUGGCAACACGCACACGUGCAACCACUUUUUGUGCUGCUGAAUUUGUCAUGUUUAGAGUUUGCACCACUUUCAAGUUUGGAUCGUAAUUAGUUUGAAUAAAUUAAAAAAAAAA